AUGGCCGCCCCAUGCCCUCCCGACGACGCGAUGAGCGGGCGGCUCAUGUGCGCGGCAUCGGCGCUGUACUCGAACCGGGCGGACUACCUGAAGCCAGUGCUCGAGCAGGGCAGCGUGCUGAUCUGGCUCGGCCUCUGCACCGUCGCCGUCCACUGGAUCGUCAAGAAGGUCACGCCGCCCGAAAACGACUCGGAGAGCUGGAACGGCUUCGUGCAAUCGACGUACGGCGACGAGCGCGACGAGAUGGGGAAGACGUGA
Diplodia corticola is the source of this 258-nucleotide messenger RNA. RefSeq lists its product as uncharacterized. The record is from RefSeq and is a predicted model, not a curated record. The transcript has a single exon. Lineage: Eukaryota; Fungi; Ascomycota; Dothideomycetes; Botryosphaeriales; Botryosphaeriaceae. The coding region runs from base 1 to 258 and encodes 85 amino acids.